GAGUACCAAACAAGUCUGAUUUUAACAUCUUCCAACACUCAACGAAUACAACACGUGAAGUUUUAGUGAAUCGAAAUGAAAUCGGCCAAAAAUAAAUUAAAGAGCAAUGAUGACUUAAAACAUCAAGAAAAGCUGGUUGAUGUUGCAGAGAAAAGCAAAAUAAUCAAAAAGGCAACGAAGUUAAAGAAACCAAAAAAGGCGAAAACCGCCAAAAAGGAUGCGGCUUUAGAGGAGGCAAAAGAGGGCCCAAAGAAUUUAUCUGUAUCUGAUUUGGCCAAGAUCGAGAAGAAAAAGGCUAAGAAACAGGCACAAAAACUAAAGAAACAGCAGAAAAAAUUAAUAGGCGAUACAGUAGAAAACAAAUCUAAUUUAAAAGCGAAAGCGCCGCCAAAAACAGAGAUAUUCGACGAAAAGAGCACGAGUUUACCAGAAGCAAAAUCAGCUACGAAGAAGACCAAAAAACUGAAAGGGAAAAAUAAAAAUAAGAAAGAUGAUGAGGAUGAAGAUGAGGUGAAACGAGAACGAGAUCCUGCCGCCGAAGCAGCGACCAUAUUUGUUGGGAAUCUGCCCAUAAAUACGAAACGGGUUCAACUUGUGCGCCUGCUGCAGCCUUUUGGAACCGUCCAAUCAAUUCGCCUACGUACGGCUGGUGGCAAACAGCUGUUCAAACACAAGCAGCGCAAGGGAGCAGGAUCCUUGAAUGCCUACGUGGUACUGAGCAGUCCAGAGAUAGCUCUAAAAGCGCUGGCGUUAAAUGGUAUGGAAUUUAAGGAGAAUCACUUGCGUGUUACGCCGGCAGCGAAGUCCAAAGGUGGAGUCGAAGCUUCUGGCAAUGAUCAAGCAUUCAGCGAUGGCGACGUCAAGCGAACCGUAUUUGUAGGCAAUCUAAAAUACUCGGCCAGUGAGCAGAAGCUGCGAGAGAUAUUCUCCAGCUGUGGCGAAAUUGACUACAUCCGCUGCCUUCAAGACGGCGAGAAGGGCUGCAAGGGUGUGGCGUAUGUUUGCUUCCAAAAGCCAGAUGCUGUUGGCCUAGCACUGGAACUCAAUGAGACCCUCUUGGAUGAUAGACCGAUACAUGUGGAACGCUAUUCGCUGAAGAAACUGGGAGCCAAGCAGGCACGCGAUUCUGCUGCUGCCGCAGCGGGGCCGCAAUCUAAGUCCAAAUUAAAGCUAAAUGCGGCAGGAGCUAAGAAGCGUAUAGACAAAAGGGAAAGGAAAGAAAAGGCAAAAGCUCAAGAGCCCGCCAAGUCCGCAGCUGGAAAAAAGAAAUCUGAAUAUCGAGGUGUUAAGGUUGAUGCAAUCAAAAAGAACAAGAAGCCAAAAAAGAAAACGAAUAGUCAAAUGAAUGCGCUUGCGAAGAAAAUAGCGCCAAUUACCAGUAAAUGAACUGCAUCAAUUAUUUAGGAACGCCCAAUUUUGAUUUGAAUUCAUAUUUUAAUCAUUUUUGUAAAUAUUUUAGUGAUACCCAA
Drosophila hydei is the source of this 1469-nucleotide messenger RNA. Its product is annotated as RNA-binding protein 34. Gene Ontology annotation, molecular function: RNA binding. NCBI's taxonomy places the organism in Eukaryota, Metazoa, Arthropoda, Insecta, Diptera, Drosophilidae. The record is from RefSeq and is a predicted model, not a curated record. The transcript is spliced from 3 exons. Bases 76 to 1386 code for a protein of 436 amino acids.